Pieris brassicae (large cabbage white) is the source of this 6218-nucleotide messenger RNA. It is a transcript of the gene Syn2, whose product is annotated as gamma-2-syntrophin. The transcript is spliced from 13 exons. Gene Ontology annotation, cellular component: dystrophin-associated glycoprotein complex; intracellular anatomical structure. The coding region runs from base 393 to 1979 and encodes 528 amino acids. The record is from RefSeq and is a predicted model, not a curated record. Gene Ontology annotation, molecular function: protein binding; structural molecule activity. NCBI's taxonomy places the organism in Eukaryota, Metazoa, Arthropoda, Insecta, Lepidoptera, Pieridae.
AGAAGGUUGUUGUUUUCUAAUUGAAAAUAAGAAAAUACAUAGUAAAUUGUGGGUGCCUGUUUAAUUUAUGUAUUUUUAAAACUUAAUGUAACUACGUGCUGUCUAAGCGAUGCAUGAUAACUAGGUUUUGUCUGUCCUGGUUGUAGUUUGUGUCGUAUUGUUUUGGUCGCCGUCUCGUAUAUUGAUUUGUAGUAAGCUACUGACCUAGCUAUGCUAGAGAAGAUUCAGGAUUUAAAUAAUAAUAAAUAAAUCUGCGCUUAAUGUACAUUUAUACGGGUGUCACGAUAUUUAUUAUUGUAAGUCAUGCAAUGUCUAAUGAAUGUGUAAUUUAAACAAUAUUUCGAGAGAAGAAAACUAUUUAAAGUGAUUACCGUAAUGGUGUUAAGUUCACAAUGAUGACGCCUAUAGAGGAGAAGAAAGAUGAUAAGAUCCGCACAGGCAUGGUGCAGGUGUCGGACGGCAAGUCCCGUCCGAUGCCGGCGCGACUGGUGCUGACGAUGGAAGCGGUGACGGUGCAGCGUGAGAUCAUUGUUCCUCCGCAACCGCGAGACCCAAGAGUUCCACAUACUAGGGAGCGAAUGGUUCAAAUAACACGUCAGAAAGUUGGUGGGUUAGGACUUAGUAUAAAAGGCGGCGCCGAACACAAGCUGCCCAUCCUUAUUUCCAAGAUAUACAAGGAUCAGGCCGCGGAUCAGACGGGACAACUGUUUGUCGGCGAUGCAGUUAUUAAAGUUAACGGUGAAUACAUAACGGCUUGUAACCAUGACGACGCCGUAAACAUACUCCGUAACGCCGGCGAUAUUGUCGUUCUAACUGUCAAGCACUAUCGGGCUGCUACUCCCUUCUUACAGAAACAAGCGGAAACAGCGUCCGACACUGACAGCAGUACAGGAGAUGAUCAUCCUUCACUCCACGGAAAAGUUGACGAUAAUUGUAACUCUGAGAAGACUGAAACUAAUGGGGGAUGGCAGAGUGCAUGGGGUGAUUCUCAAGAUGCGCAAUCAAGGCCUUCCUCAGUUGCCUCCGAUCGUCUCCCAGAGGGAACUAGGGAGUGGGUUGAUGUUGUUUCAGUGCCGCUUAUGAUGGGUUACGUGACCCGAUACGUUUUAGGAACAGAUAAGCUAAGACCCGGAGCUUUUGAAGUUAGAGGUGCGCGUACGCAUGUUACGACAGGCGUCGUGCACGUAGAAGAGCCGGCCGCACUCUCGCACUGGCUUAAGAGCAUCUCUGACAAUAUUAUGGGACUCACCAAUUUGCAGAUGAAACUGUUUAACCGCCAUCUAGCGAGCGGCGAGCGAAUCGAAUACAUGGGAUGGGUCCAGGAAGGUGAAGUUUGUGGGGGACAACCUUGGCAGACCUAUCGCCCUAAGUUUCUUAUUCUUAAAGGGACCGAUGUUAUGCUCUUUGAUUCUCCACCGACGAACAUCACGGAACUAGCCAAAUGUCCGGAGACGCUAAAGGUGUACCAGACCAUGUUUCGAACGGUUAAAGAGAGUGAGACAGUGGAUUGGAGGCAGCACUGCUUCUUGGUCCAGAGCUCGGCCCCGGGACCCGCCCCAACUGGUCCGAGAUACUUCAGCACUGAGACGAGGCAGGAAUUGCUACGCGUCGAAGCUGCGUGGACAGCUAACAUUGUCAACUCGGUUAUACGACUUGGGAAAAAGACUUUCACGGUAGUGCAUAUGGGUCGCGCGGCUGGGCUUACCUUAGACUGGUCAAGUGGAUUCUCUUUAAGCGAAGGCACUCCUGGUGCUCCACCUGUUUGGUCCUAUAGAUUUUCUCAACUGAGAGGCUCUAGUGAUGACGGGAAAUCUAAAUUAAAGUUACAUUUCCAAGACACCGAAACAAAAGUCAUUGAAACUAAAGAACUAGAAUGCCAGAUCCUUCAAAGUCUUCUCUUCUGCAUGCACGCGUUCUUAACGGCGAAGGUGGCUUCCGUCGACCCCGCGUUUCUCGCUUCCAUACAACACUCUAACUAAAAACUUACACAAAUAAUAUAGCCUAGACAUGGCACCUAAUAUCAGGCAAAAAAAGAUUAAAAGGAAAAGUCCUGCCCUAUGACAGCGUCGCGUGUCACACAUUAAACGGUGGACAAGACGUGUUCGUUCGUACGCAGUACGUACGUACUAGUGGGCAAUGCUUAAUGCAAUAUAAAAAACUUGAUAUUAUAAACCUUCGAAUUAUUCGAAGGUACUUUAAACUUUUCUUCACUAUUCUAAAUGUCACUUUUCAUUCAAAUUAACCCGUUUGACCAUUAAAAUAUUAAUUUUGAUAACUGCAAUCGUAAAAUUGCUAUAAUCUAAGAUUUUAAUAUGAACAUUUUAUAUAGGAAAUAAUAUCGAUUCGGAAUAUUGACAUUUGACAAUAAUUUGAUAUCGAUUUGUCCUUUAAAUGUAAUGUCAUUAAUUUUUUUAAUUGGAAAUAAUAAUGACAUAGUUACAAUAACAAUAUUAUAAAUAUAAAAACGAAUCUCAAAUAGUAUAUGUUUAUAAAGCUCGAACACAAAUUAACCAAUUUCUUUACUCUUUCCCUUUGGAAAUAAGGCUAGAUACUUUCCAAUUGGCUGCGGAUGAUUUACUAUGACUGUGUGGGCCUGGGUAUCCGGAAGCUAUAUCCAGGAUGCUCCCUUUCCUCGGUUAAAUACUAUGCGAUGGUUCGGUUGUCGCGUGUCAGUAUAUUAAAAAAAAGGAUUCCAAGAAUCGAUCAGACUAACACUACCAUCAACGGUGGUGUGUCCCACUCCAGCAUCCUUAAAUAAUGGUAAAGAAAGUGUAGUAUGGUAUGCGGUCUAUAGUUAGUGCGCACGCGACAGUGGUUAAAAUAUAACGCCUCAUCGUUGCGCCAUGACGCCAGAGCCGGACCUACCAUUUCCGGUUCGUGUGUCAAAGUCAAAACUGUCAAUUGUCAUCCUUCUUUGACUGAUAACGAUUUAACGCAAACAAUGACUUUGACAGUGUAUCGGACGUCUGGUUGAAUUGUUUGUAAAAUGCGCAGAAAAUUCGAAAAAAAAAUAUCUUAACAAUAUUUUUCAUAUUUAAAUGAAAAAAUUUGGUUAAGCUGGUAAGAGGGUGCUGCAAAUAUUUUGUGAGGUUCAUUCAAUGCCAUCUCCUACUCACGGUAAAUUUAUAGUGGUUCAAAGAGAAAUGAAAAAUCUUGAAAUUACUGAGAAGUAUAAAAAGUUAUGUGAAUUGGUAUUUUUAAAUCAAUUCCCUAUAAUAUUUGUAUAGGCGUUUUUUGCUGUCAGUUUUGGUGCUUAUGAACAUACUUGCCCGUACGAUGGCAACAUUACGCGAAAUGUCAUUAACAUCUCAUUUCUUGUCUUCCUCUUUAAUUGAAACGAAUAUUGUUAAAAAUUCUAAACCUAUAACUUAAGUUAUAAAACGCGGUUGUUUCUGAUGUUAUUCUAAAAUUGUUGAAUUUGAUAUUUAAUUAUAAAAUUUUAACUUAGAUUAUUUAAAUAACUUAAGAAUACUCAGACUUCAUGACUGAACUUCGUUGGGACUCGUGCUCUUUUGCGCUAAGUUAUAAUGUUAAUAAUAUCUCAAAUUAGGCUCAACUUGGCCAGAUCUCGUGUGGUAGUAGAAAGUUUUGCGCGUCUCAUUGUCAAUGUCCAACUUUGUCGAAAACUAUUCUUGCAUUUGAAAAUUCAUGUGCUUUGCACGCGUUUUUUUUAAGCAUUAAAGUUGCAUCAACAUGCUUGACAAUGAAUCAUUCGUAAAAUAAAAAUAUGGAUUUAAACUGAAGAACGUAUGACGAAAUGAUUGCACCUUUCGAACGAUUGUGAUUGGUCCAGAUCAACACGCGACGUAUACGUCAUAAUAUUACGUCCAAUCACAGAUCUUGUCAGUCGUGUUACAUUCUUUUCUCCAGGUAUUAUCUGAAGGGUAUAUCUCGUUGUAGUAUUAAGCUUCGCAUUUAUGAACAGUAUUAUUUUUCUCGCUAUAUCAUCGAAUAUUUUUUCCACUUAGCGUUUAUCAGAUUAGAUAGAAUAUAAUUAUACAAUUUAUUAGUAAAAUAUAUAUGCGUUGAAACGCCCUUGAAUAUUAGAAGCACUAGGCUUUUUGGACAACGAUUCGUUUUAUAGAGGCUAUUUUUACUAGUGAAAUAUUGAGCUACAGUAAAUUUGUUUUAGUCACAGAUAUUUUUGAUCACGAUCUUUAAAAGCAAAAUCUAUGUAUUUAUUUUUUGUACCCGAGAAAGAUGCAUUUAAAAUUAUUGCGUAGUAAACUUUGCGCUAUCGUCAUAUCAUUAAAUUAGGCAAAAUAUAUUUAUCUUAAAUCUUAUUUUAUAGAUUUGUUAAAUCUUCUAUAUUGGCUAAACCAUAAAAGUUAAGUUUUUAGAUUAUUGAGAGGCUAAUAAUUCGUAUUAAUAUAAUAACAAUACUAUAUGAUGGUAUAUUACAUAUUUAAUUCAUUAAAAGUAAGUGAUUAACGUAUUCAACGCCAUUUACAAAUCAGCUUGCGCGGCGUCUCGUUCUUAUAAGAGUAUUAUAAAAUCAUUUGUGUAUCUGCCAUUUUGUGUCGCAGAGCUUAGACACGAUUCCACGCGUUACGCCUCUAUAGUAUUGUUAUUGGUUUUAGAUAUAAUAGAUGUACAAAAUAUUUCUUCGAACGAUUUUAGUCAAUUCAACAUGCUUAAAGGCACAUUUAUCAGUCAAUUAAUAUUUAUGCAACUCCAACGCUUCAAAUUUAUGUAGAAUAUUUGUCCUUGCAUUUUGUGAAUCAUUCUUUGCAUGCUUGAGAUGGUUUUGUAGAUUGAAUCCAGUUAAAUUAAGUAUGAAAAUGAAUACUACUUACCGGGCUAAUUUUUUCAGUCGAACGUAUUUAACGUUGUAUGUGACGGCCGUAUUUAGUCAAUUUAGAGUAAUUGCUCAAAGACUGAACUAGGCGUGUUUUUAUUUUUAGACAAAAAUGUACUCUAGGUCAUUGCAAGAAGGGCUAUUGAAAUCUGUAACAUCCUUUCAUGUUGAUGAAAUGUCCUAACAUCGCUCGUUUAAUUUUCGUAUGUACCUCCCGUGUUGUGACCCCGUGUUUGAUGUAUGAAACCCAUGUAAAUACUCAAUAUACCAUUAGUUAUAGAUACGUACGUCCAAAUAUUUCAGACAAUUAUGAAUUUUACCUCAACGCAAACAGAUCCGAGAUUCGGUUCCAAAUAAAACAUUUCUACAAUUUCAAGAUUGAUUAAGAAAUGUGUGAAACGAAAUCGAUUUCACUGUUUAUACAGGUGUCCAAGCCGGAAAAAUAAAUUAAUAUAUGUAAUAAAAAUACUCAAAUUUGGUUUGAAUUUUUAGUUUUGCUCUUGUAAUUUAUUUUAAUAUCAAUUAAAAAUAUAUAUAUAUAUUUGGUACAUCCUGUGUAAUAGUUAUAUGGCCGUGGUAAAGCCAUGUAUCCGUAGUUUGUAUUUGGAACCGAAUUAUUUUUAAUAUAUAGUACAUAAUAAAAAAUUGUAAAACAGUCAUUUAUAUCGACAAUAUGUGUGUAGAUUGGUAUUAUCAUUAUAUGGAAGUGACCAAUGUAUGAAUUACGUAAAAGUUUUAGCUCAAUUUUAUGAUACUCAUUCACUAUAAACCAUAUUUGAAAGAAUUACAGUCAUAAUCUGUUUAACGAUAUUGAAGGGACUACUCAUAUUUGGUCGUAAAAACCGAUAGUCGUAACAGCCGAUGACGUUGUUAUUAAGUACCUAAUACCAUAGAAUUCAGCCGGGACCUUUGAAUUUUGUUAAUAUAACCGGUAUGUUGUUCUAAACGAUGUCAGUAAACGGUUUUGACUGUAGUUUGAAAGCCUUAGAGCUGUUUACUUUUAUAAGCCAGGAAGUAUUCUCCGAUUUUAUAGCAAAUAUCCUUUCGUCAAAUCCAAAAUAUUUUGUUUACGAAUAUCAUUUGGAUAAUUGUAACUAGUUUGAAUCUAUUUUUAAUUUUCAACCUGUGGUAAUUCCAUCUCGUCGUUUUGGUAAUACAUUCUUCAAAUCAACGAAUAUAUGAAUUUUUCGACAGGAAUUAUUUGGAAUUUUAUAUAUGGUCCUGAAAAUAGCUUCAAUUGUUACGUGAAAAUAUGUACAAUUAAUAUUUAUUUAAUUUUUCUUAUUACUAGGGAAUCGUAUUAUUUGCCAUUUCGUACAUUUCAUGGCAGAGUAUGGUAAUGAAAUGUAUACUUGUAACCACAAUAAUGUUAGUUAGUGGUUGAUAACUAGUUAUUUAUUACUUGUUGAUUAUGUAAACU